This is a messenger RNA of Camelina sativa (false flax), 1080 nucleotides long. Its product is annotated as small ribosomal subunit protein eS4z. Gene Ontology annotation, biological process: translation. Gene Ontology annotation, cellular component: cytosolic small ribosomal subunit; ribosome. Lineage: Eukaryota; Viridiplantae; Streptophyta; Magnoliopsida; Brassicales; Brassicaceae. Gene Ontology annotation, molecular function: RNA binding; structural constituent of ribosome. The record is from RefSeq and is a predicted model, not a curated record.
AUUAGGGUUUUGUGUUACUCUCCUCUUCUUUCAAACCCUAGAAGAAAUAAGUGAGAGUGGUUUGCUUUAGCCGCGGAGGAGUCAGAACUCAUACGCUGCAAACAUGGCAAGAGGAUUGAAGAAGCAUUUGAAGAGGCUCAAUGCUCCUAAGCAUUGGAUGCUUGACAAACUUGGUGGUGCUUUUGCCCCCAAGCCGUCUUCUGGACCACACAAGUCUAGGGAGUGUCUACCCCUUGUCCUUAUCAUCAGGAACAGGUUGAAGUAUGCUCUGACUUACAGAGAAGUGAUUUCGAUCUUGAUGCAAAGGCAUAUUCAGGUUGAUGGGAAAGUGAGGACUGACAAGACUUACCCUGCUGGUUUUAUGGAUGUUGUUUCUAUUCCAAAAACAAAUGAGAACUUCCGUCUUUUGUAUGACACCAAGGGACGUUUCCGUCUCCACUCCAUCAAGGAUGAGGAAGCUAAGUUCAAGCUUUGCAAGGUGAGAUCUAUCCAGUUUGGUCAGAAGGGCAUUCCCUACUUGAACACAUAUGAUGGUCGCACCAUCCGUUACCCCGACCCGCUCAUCAAGCCUAACGACACCAUCAAGCUCGACCUUGAAGAAAACAAGAUUGUGGAGUUCAUCAAGUUCGAUGUGGGCAAUGUAGUUAUGGUCACCGGAGGAAGAAACAGAGGGCGUGUUGGUGUGAUUAAGAACCGUGAGAAGCACAAGGGAAGUUUCGAGACCAUCCACAUCCAAGACUCAACAGGUCAUGAGUUUGCUACAAGGUUGGGAAAUGUGUUCACUCUUGGCAAAGGAACAAAGCCAUGGGUGUCUCUUCCAAAGGGUAAAGGUAUUAAGUUGACCAUCAUUGAGGAAGCCAGGAAGAGACUUUCUGCUCAACAAGCUGCUUAAUACUGUACUCUGUUUCCCAAUUUUCAGAACAAACUAUGCGUUAGUUUGCAACACUCUUUAUGAGUUUUACUUUCGUUUCAAAACUUUAUCUUUUGGGAUUUUUAUGAGCUAUUUUUUUUGGACCUUUUGUGCUACUUGCGAGUUUGGACUUCAACCUUGUUACUUCCGAUAGUUUUUGAAUUGCCUUA